Mandrillus leucophaeus (drill) is the source of this 988-nucleotide messenger RNA. It is a transcript of the gene MEA1, whose product is annotated as male-enhanced antigen 1. NCBI's taxonomy places the organism in Eukaryota, Metazoa, Chordata, Mammalia, Primates, Cercopithecidae. Gene Ontology annotation, biological process: spermatogenesis. The record is from RefSeq and is a predicted model, not a curated record. Bases 91 to 657 code for a protein of 188 amino acids. The transcript has 3 exons.
GAGCGGGUGAGGCGCGCGGAAACACCGGCGACGGGCUUCGGAUGGGGGCGGGUGGGGGACGCCGCAGCUGGGGCCAUUUGAGGGGAGCCCAUGGGGCCUGAAGGGCAUCUGUCAGGCGCCCCUGCCCGGAUGGCAACAGUAGUUCUAGGGGGAGACACCAUGGGCCCUGAGCGUAUCUUCCCCAAUCAGACUGAGGAACUGGGACCACAUCAGGGCCCUUCAGAAGGCACUGGGGAUUGGAGCAGUGAGGAGCCUGAGGAAGAGCAGGAGGAAACGGGGUCGGGCCCAGCUGGCUACUCCUACCAGCCCCUGAACCAAGAUCCUGAACAAGAGGAGGUGGAACUGGCACCAGUGGGGGAUGGAGAUGUAGUUGCUGACAUCCAGGAUCGAAUCCAGGCCCUGGGGCUUCAUUUGCCAGACCCACCAUUAGAGAGUGAAGAUGAAGAGGAGGAGGGAGCUACAGCGUUGAACAACCACAGCUCUAUUCCCAUGGACCCAGGUAAAAGAUCAUUCUUUCAUUCUGGAAUAAUUACUAAGGAAAUGAACUGGCAUGAGUCAGUAGAAGGAAGUUUAAGAGGAAGACCCUAUCCUAAAAAGAUAGUUUGUAAACUAAGAUUUUGUAGACUUCAGAGUCCAAGUGAAAUGCCCUUCUGCUAGCUUUGGGGAUGGGCAGGCUUGCCUUGAAGUAACAAGAUGGAUUUGGUGACCCCACCAGCCCAAGGGCUCUGGGUUGAUUUAGGGAUUGGGGAGGGGAGCUGGGCCCAUUAUUUCUAUACCUGACUGGCCUCUGGCUCUGAUUUCAGAACAUGUAGAGCUGGUGAAAAGGACGAUGGCUGGAGUAAGCCUGCCUGCGCCAGGGGUUCCUGCCUGGGCUCGGGAGAUAUCGGAUGCCCAGUGGGAAGAUGUGGUACAGAAAGCCCUCCAAGCCCGGCAGGCAUCCCCUGCUUGGAAGUGACCACAGUGAGAGCUGCCUUAUCUUCCUACAUUC